AUGACCAGGGGUGCUUGGAUGUGUCGGCAGUAUGACGACGGCUUAAAAAUCUGGUUGGCAGCACCCCGGGAGAACGAAAAACCGUUCAUCGAUUCAGAGCGGGCUCAGAAAUGGCGACUGUCUCUGGCUUCUCUCUUGUUUUUCACAGUCCUGCUCUCUGAUCACUUGUGGUUCUGCGCCGAGGCCAAGCUGACCCGGACCCGGGACAAAGAGCAUCACCAACAGCAGCAGCAACAGCAGCAACAGCAGCAGCAACAGCAGCAACAGCAGCAGCAACAGCAGCAGCGACAGCAGCAGCGGCAGCGACAGCAGCAGAGGCAGCGACAGCAGGAGCCCUCCUGGCCCGCGCUCCUGGCCAGCAUGGGGGAGUCCUCGCCCGCCGCCCAGGCACACAGACUCCUCUCCGCCUCCUCGUCCCCCACCCUGCCCCCCUCCCCGGGAGGCGGCGGCGGCGGCAGCAAGGGCAACCGAGGCAAGAACAACCGGAGCAGGGCUCUUUUUCUAGGAAACUCUGCCAAGCCGGUGUGGCGCCUAGAGACUUGUUACCCCCAGGGCGCCUCCUCCGGCCAGUGCUUCACCGUGGAGAGCGCGGACGCCGUGUGCGCCAGGAACUGGAGUCGGGGGGCGGCCGCGGGGGAGGAGCAGUCGUCCAGGGGCUCGCGGCCAACUCCGUUGUGGAACUUGUCGGAUUUUUACCUUUCGUUUUGUAAUUCCUACACACUUUGGGAGUUGUUUUCGGGGCUGUCCAGUCCCAGCACUUUGAACUGCAGUCUGGACGUGGUGCUCACGGAGGGCGGUGAGAUGACCACGUGUAGACAGUGCAUCGAGGCUUAUCAGGACUACGACCACCACGCUCAGGAGAAGUACGAAGAGUUUGAAAGCGUGCUGCAUAAGUACUUACAGUCCGAUGAGUACUCGGUGAAGUCCUGUCCUGAGGACUGCAAGAUUGUCUACAAAGCCUGGCUCUGCUCCCAGUAUUUUGAAGUCACACAGUUUAACUGCAGAAAGACCAUCCCUUGCAAGCAAUAUUGUUUGGAGGUGCAGACGAGGUGUCCAUUCAUAUUGCCCGACAAUGACGAAGUCAUUUACGGAGGCCUCUCCAGCUUCAUCUGCACAGGGCUCUACGAAACCUUCCUAACCAAUGAUGAACCCGAAUGCUGUGACAUCAGGAGCGAGGAGCAAUCCGCACCCAGACCCAAAGGGACCGUGGACAGAAGAGACUCCUGUCCCAGGACGUCGCUCACAGUCUCCUCGGCCACGAGACUGUGCCCCGGCCGGCUGAAGCUGUGUGUACUCGUCCUCAUCCUCCUCCACACAGUGCUCACGGCCUCCGCAGCGCAGAACUCCACGGGGCUGGGCCUGGGCGGCCUCCCCACGCUCGAGGACAACUCCACCCGGGAAGACUAA
Molecule: messenger RNA, 1407 nt
Organism: Apodemus sylvaticus (European woodmouse)
Lineage: Eukaryota; Metazoa; Chordata; Mammalia; Rodentia; Muridae
Gene: Nalf1
Product: NALCN channel auxiliary factor 1
Exons: 3
Coding region: 1-1407 (468 amino acids)
Biological process (GO): calcium ion import across plasma membrane
Cellular component (GO): plasma membrane
Molecular function (GO): stretch-activated, monoatomic cation-selective, calcium channel activity
Source: RefSeq, a predicted model, not a curated record